UAGGCGUCCAUUUCAUUUGUAACUUUAUAAGAGUUUUGGUUUUGUGUUGAAGUUCAGCCGUUGUUGGAGUUUAUGGUUUAUUGUUUGUUUAUUGUAAAUGGGUUGGUUGACAUUUUGAGUUGAUUAAAGUGUUUUUGUUGGCAGUAAAUACUCUUUAGUUUUAAUGUUUUCGUUUUGUUAAAUGUACUUUGCAAAUCUGUGUGUAGUUGUUUUUAUAGUUUUAUUUUUAAAUGAGCAUAUGUUGAGAGCUAAGGUUUAGAUAUACUUAUCUCACGAGGUUCCAGGCUUUCCUAAGUAUUUAAUUAAGGGCUACUUCAUAAAUAGCCUAACAAUUUGGAGAAAGCUUCUCUCCCUUUAUGCGUAAUACAGUUUCCAGCGAAAUCCUUCUGGCCUAGAGGGAAACGUAAAAGGUCGUCUGAACUAUUUGCUUUUUUCAAAGCCAAUCUCGCCGCCGUUUUGGAUUUUCUGUGUAGACACUGUCCAAGUGGAGCUCACACGCGGUGCGGUUAAAUAUUUUUUCUUGCCGUUUUUGCCAAUACUUUGUAAAAGAAAGCUUUCUUUCUCUUCUACUACCCAGCUUUUGUCGUAUUAAGAUUUAAAUAUCUUGGUAGACACAUCAUCGGCGAACCAAGCGAAGUGGCGCGUAUUGAUAUUAAGCGCCUUAAGCUUUAAAUGCUUCGUCGUUCUAUUUGGAGUAUUUUCCGGGUUUUUUUGGACCAACGCUCAUAGCCGUCCAAGUGAGAUCCAACGCAAUAUUUGUCGCGAGGAUUAAUCAUGCUUUUUCUUUACCGGCUUAGAAAACGCUUACGCGGUUAUAGCCGAGUUAACAACAGCGCGCCAGUCGUUUCUUCUUUUCGCAAGGUGGCGCCAAUUGGAGAUUCCAAGCGAUGCCAGGUCCUUUUCCACCUGGUCCUUCCAACGGAGUGAAGGUCUUCCUCUUCCUCUGCUUACCCUGGAGAGAUUAAGCCUAAUCUAAUCAGUGGAUAAUGAAUUUUUUAGAAUCCUUUUGAAAUGUGAGAAAAAAAUUAAUCUUCUCUUUUAAUAAAAUUAUUAUUAAAUUCCCUCCAAGUGGAUUCUUAAUAUGAAAAUGUAACGUAUUUUUCCUACGAAGUAUGUUUCAAUGUAUGUGGUUUUGAUGGUGAUUUAACCUCAAUUUAAAUGUUGAUCGUUUUUUCAUAUAGACAAAAAAGACUCAUCAUAUAGACUUAAAGACUUCCUGACUUGAGGUCCCUGAAAGCACUGUUCCGCUUUGCCUCAUAAAUUAUAUGAAUAACUUUUCGCUUUAUUUGAUUCUAAUUAAUUUUAUUCUCUUUUAUUGUAGUCAGUUUUGUAGAAUUAUGUAAAUUGUAAAUAUAUAAUAAAAUACCGUUAACAUUCAAGCACCAACAUUUCUUAGUGUUAAACACAUAAAUAAAUAAAUAUUAGUAAUAACUUUGGAGUGCAGAAUAUAAAGUAAAUUAGCCAAGCCAUUUAUACGUAAUUUAAUUGUAGUUCAAUGUUGACAAUGCCUUUACAUACUUACCUCUCUACUAUACAUACGUAUAUACUACUUACUCGAGUACAUAUCAAUAAAGUGUUAUUUUUCGAUACUAUUUCAACUCUGAAUGUAAAUAUUUGCCUUUUCAUUUACAAUUACAUUUACAUUUCGAUGGAUUUCUUUUCCGAUUUAUCUAUUACUUACGUAUGCACUCGUAUACGUCAAAUAACUGCUUACGAACCGUAAACGAGCAACGCAAAGUUUUGUAAAACCGCAACAAACCCUGUAAAAACAUGGUUGCCCUGCUGGCGGCGGAGAAACGGCCGGGCACCACCGAGUGGGAGAAGCACGCCGAUCAUCUGUCGAAAACCCGCAAAAUGAAUGAAUUCAAAGGUGGCGGGAAAUUUCGACGCUUUGGGCCACCAACGCAACCGGCGAACUAUCCUACUAAACCUAUAGAAAAUCUGAGGCGAACGCUGCUGGAGGACGACAGCUGUUACAGUGACGCUUAUUAUAAUAGUAACAGCAGUCCGCAGCAUUCGACGGCGUCCGAUAGUCCGAGGUUACGACGUGCACGCUUACCCACAAAUGGCGUACUUGCUGCGAACGCUAAGCGUAUGCAGCGCGAGUUCGCUACUUUUGUUAGUAAUCGACGUAAUGUAACUAGCGCAUUACGUCAUACGGUUUCACCCGCCAUUAGUCGUCACUUCGAUUAUAAUCCACAACGUCCGCGUAUCAGUUCACCUACACCUUCGGUUAUUGGUUAUACACGUUCUGGCUACUCAACGCCUGUUAUUAUGCAUCCUGAAAUAUUGCCCAAUCGACGUAGUGCCAGUUGGAAAAGAGGUGCUUCGAGUUCCCGUUUGCAUUCGCCUCCAUCACAUAUGGGGCGGGUGCUACCGCGUGUCAUUGCACCGUUAGAUCCACAGUUGGCUGCAAAUGUCAUCUCGCAGUCGAAGCUAAAGUCAACGAAAGCUUUUGCGUCGCUGAGAGGUGAGACGAAUGGACGAUCAAGAAUAUUCGGACAAACACGCUCCGGUUCACCCGUGAAUAGAAGAGUAUUCGCGAGAAGAUCAGGUUCGCCUCCUGCGAGUAAGGGUCGCGUUCCAUAUGUCAGAUCUGGUUCGCCGGAAAGAAUAAGAGCGCUUAUACAGGAUAAGGUGGAGAGAAAAAAUAAAGUAAAACCCUUAACGGAAACUCCGACUAAAAUCAGAUUAGAGCGGAAAGCCAGUGUAAAAGGAAGUAAAGAGAUUGAUACAAAAGAGCUGCCUACAAAUGGAUUUUCAUUAGCGAAGGCGCUAUCACCCAUUAAAAUGGCCGCAGAGACGCAUUCGUUGCCACAUUUGAAAAGUGACGAAAAGAGCACAACAUUUGUGGCACAUUCCCUGAUGGAGGUUGUUGAGCAAGCUGUUGAACGUUCAAAAAAUGGUGGAGAUACCUCAGAUGCGAAGGAUGGUAAGGAAAAUGCACAGAAUGGAGAAACGUUGAAGAUCAAGAAAGAGACACCUGUUAAGCACGAAAGACAGAAAGAAACACCUGCAAAGUCACCAAAGACGAAAGAGAAAAACGGCGGAAAGAAAAGUCUCAAUGGGAAGAGUGUAAAUAUUACUGAAAACGAAAAAUCACCAAACAAAGAGCAUAUUAAGAGAGGAAAUAAGUCCAAUAUGUGGCUUGAAAAUAAGGAUACUUCGAACACGAAUACAGGCUCCAGUCGUGGUAAGAAACCGGUCCCUAGUCCUGUGCGGCGAAGCUCAAAGAGCAGUUCAACUUUCGAUGCCAACAAGCUUACUAUUCAACCCUCUCCUUCGAGACAGAAGAGUAGUAGUCCAAAAAAUACAGAAAAAGAUACCCAAAUUGAAAAUUUAGCUAUUGGUGGUCGUUUCAGUAUGAGUCCAAAUAAAAAAACUUCGGCUCAUCAUGAGAAAUCACAUAUUUUGUGGGAAAAUACCAGUCCCGGACGAAAAGAUCUAUCAAGUAGCCGCAGUCGUACGCUAGAAAGCAACUUAAGCACAAAAGGGGGUUCUACUCAAAGUCUUGGAAAAGUAGAUCACACUAGUCCAAAUUCAAAACGAAGAGACUAUGGGGGAAAUAGUCUUACAGAAAAUCGGUCUCCCAUCAAUAAUAGAGUAAGGGUAAAUAGUUCACGUGGAAAUCAUAUUAGUCAGGAGUCAAAAACAGUCAACAAUAAUGACCGCUAUUCCAACAAAAAUAAUUGGAACAGUUCCAGCAGAAGAAAUAGUAAAGUGGAAUAUACAAAUAUUAGUAACAGGUUUGAAUAUAAUGCAACCCUGAGUUCUUUACCGAGGGAAAAAAAUCGAAGCCCCAGAAAAUAUAACACUCCGAGCCUCUACCACGAAAAAAAGGGUCCGGAAGAAGUGGAGAAAAAGAAUUAUAUUUCGCAAAUAAACGGGGAGGCGAAUAAUCCGGUGAAAAAUGCACCCGGCGACGAAUCUCUUCGAGGUACACAAUUUAACCUUAAUUUUGCCAAUAAGGGAUACCAUGAUGAGCAGAGUUCUCUAAUUUCUAAAGAAAAUUUAAAUAAUAUUGAAAAUAUCAAAUAUCGCUCAGAAGGUAUAAAUGGCCCACAACGGGAAGUUCACAUAAACACACCUAUAAUCAGUAGGAAUAGUCCAUUAGCCAAACCAAUAAAUAGCCACGAACGGAACAAUAAUGAACACAAGUCAAAUCACUUAACAAAUCAAAUUCACAAUCUAAAAAAAACUCUUCAAGCGAUUGACAAUCUCAGCACAAAUCAAACGAAUAAUGAAGAAAAUAUACGAAAUAAAGAAACUCCAACGCACCCAUCUACAAACAGUCCAAUAAAACAAAUAAAGGAUACCACUUUGUAUUCUCCGAGUCAUAACUCGCACAAUAGUUCGCCUUCGAAAUCGUCAAAGUCUUCCAGCAGCAUUGUCAUACGCACGAAUCUUUCUACACCCGAAACCGAAGACUACGAUGAGGAGGUCCUGAAUCGUCAAUUAUCGCAAGAACUUGAACAACUCAAACACUACGACAGCGAAACACGUGCCGAACGCAAUUUCUUGCGACACGCUAGCAUAGAGGAAGAUUCACAAACCGAUUUGGAAGAAUAUUCUCCUAUCGAUCAUGAGGAGAGUUCUCGCACCGAUUACGAAGAAGCGCUACACACCGACGCUGACGUGAGCUCACAUACAGAUGUUGAUAAUUAUUCAGCUGCCUCGACGAGCACUGAAGAUCUAAUUAAUACACUAUCUCCACAAACUGCCUACCUCAAUUUGGGUCGGAGCGCUACAACGCUGCCGCUAAAACCCAAAACUUCUAUACUCAAACCACCGUCAUCUCUUUUUCACAGCCCGUCACAUACUAGUUCAUCCUACCGACGAUAUUCGUCGUCGUAUGAAAGUGAUCAGUUGGAGAAAGUGCUCUUUAUCGGCGAGCUUAGCUCAGUGGCGCGUAGUCGGUCAGCGCAUGUACUGAGCCCUGCCGUAAAGAUCGAUCGCUGUGAUGUGUGCCACAACAAUUAUGUGAUAAAGUAGCUAAACUGUAACAAAAGCCUUGACCUAAAUGAAGAGAUGUAUUUAACUAAUAAAAAGUGUUCAUUUUUAAAUUCAACCAUUCUA
Molecule: messenger RNA, 5076 nt
Organism: Bactrocera neohumeralis
Lineage: Eukaryota; Metazoa; Arthropoda; Insecta; Diptera; Tephritidae
Product: GATA zinc finger domain-containing protein 14
Exons: 2
Coding region: 1771-4992 (1073 amino acids)
Source: RefSeq, a predicted model, not a curated record